Messenger RNA from Paramecium sonneborni, 471 nucleotides. NCBI's taxonomy places the organism in Eukaryota, Ciliophora, Oligohymenophorea, Peniculida, Parameciidae. The record is from the annotation of a GenBank genome assembly.
AUGACUAAUUAUUUAUUGUAACAGAUCAAGGAUAAACAAAAUAAAGAUUAACAUAUUAAUUCAAUAAAAACUGAGAGACAUCCAAUGUUUAAAAUUAUGGAAUAAGAAUUUGCAUUACCAUCAAUGAAAAAUGAAUAAAAAUAUGAUGAAUUUAUGGGUCAUAUUAGAUAACUUUUAGAUAGAAACAAAGUUAAGUCAUAAAACAAUAUAAACCCAUUAAGAAUUCCAAAUAAUUUUAUUUUAAAUAAGAGCACUAAACAAGGUUCAAGGAAGAAAUUGUUUGAAACAAAAGUCAAUGAUGAGUAAUAUUAAUAAAAAUAAGUGUAAAAUUAAUAGAUUUUGAGUGAUCCCUCAGAUACUCAGACCUAAAGAGUAUUAUAAUAUUAAUAACGGAUUGGAUUAGUAAGGAAACAUGAUAAGACAGAGAUAUAAUUAAGAUAAAUUGCAUAGAAACAUAAUAUAAAAUGGUGA